AAAGAACGAAUUAUCAGAUGCUGGCUUCUGCUUUUUUUCCAGUAAAUCCCAGGGAGUUCACACCCAGUGGUUUGAUUCACCCUAUGAUGGAGUCAGGUCCCAGAGGUCAGAUCAAGUCAUUUCAGUGCAGGACAUUCGGCAUCUCUGUUGCCCCUGGCAGCCACCACUGGCAGAAAUGCCAUGACUAUAACCAAAGCCAAGCAGCUCACACUGAGGGUGCAGGGGAGGUUGUUCUCACAGUUGCUGCGGAGCAAAUGUGCCAGGGCCACGCCAUUUCGAGCCAUGCUACAGCAAGUGCGGUGGCCAAGACAGGUCUCCCCAGGUCUUCAUCCCUUCAGCUGAAGGCAGGACACUGCCAGGGCCAACAGGAGCCUCAGCCUCCAGAGAGACUGGGCCAGGGGCAGAGGAGGAGGAGGAGGAAAGCAUCUUUGCAGGUGACAAGGCCACGUGCAUGCCAGAGCCUUGGAGCCCCGGCUGCCCUACAAAGGCCUGGCCCAGCCUUCCCUUCAGAAGUACCCAGGACACAUGACAUGGCAAUGGCAGCAUCUCCCCAGGCACGUUCCCCAGCCCCCACCCACGGGACCAGGUUGAAAACUCUAGACUUGAAAGCUGUCCAAGACGACAAAAGAUCUGUAUGACUAACUGGAGAGUCUCAUCUUGCAAUAAUGUGCCUUUUGUUGCUGAAGUCUUUCCAACCACAGUAAGUACUUGAAGCUUUAACCUAGUUAGGGUUAAUUUGAUCAGGGAAGCACAGUGAAGACCUGUGCCUCCGCACAGACAGGAGCCAAAAGGGAGCUCCAUGACUUCAUCGCUGAAUGUGAUGAUAGCUAAUUCAGAGGUCAUUCCUGCCUUGGAUCAACUAAAUGUCUCUUUCAGCUGGGGAUUUUAUUCGGCUCCUUUUUCAUAACUGUUGAACCACUUAGUUAGCUUUGUUUUAGUGGUCUCAAGGCAGUUUGGAAACUGUAAUAAAAUUUUUUUUUGAGGGGUUCUGCCU
Messenger RNA from Lepidothrix coronata (blue-crowned manakin), 994 nucleotides. RefSeq lists its product as uncharacterized. The record is from RefSeq and is a predicted model, not a curated record. Bases 18 to 638 code for a protein of 206 amino acids. Lineage: Eukaryota; Metazoa; Chordata; Aves; Passeriformes; Pipridae. The transcript has 2 exons.